AUGAAGCGUGUUAGGCGUUUAGUUGUACUGGCAGUUCAACUUGCAAUCAUAGUAUGCACAAGUUAUCAACUGACAAAAUUACUUUUUCAAUUUAAAUGGAAGGAACAAUUCGGCUUAUCACGAAAUGAUGAUGGUUUCUCCUACAAUAUAUUACCACGUGAAAGUUAUUCAAGUUCAGCGCGUAAUUCAAAUCAGACCUAUUAUAUUGCAUCACAAAUGACGAGGUAUGAAAAUAAAAUUACACUCGGAUUUACUGAGAAAGAUCUUGAAAAAUUAUAUGAAGUGAAAUCUACUCCAUCUGCCAGAAAAAUAAUUCUCAACUAUGGAAACCUUCGUAUCAAUAUUAUUCGAAACUUCUCCUUAUGUUUCGCUUGUGAUUGUGAACUGAUUUUCGACAGAUCAAGAUGGCUUGAAGCCGAUGUUAUAAUCUUGACAGAUCACCUGCAUCCUAAAGGUCCAAGACCACCAAAUCAGCUAUGGUUCAUUUUUGUACAUGAAUCUCCCCCAAACAUUAGAAUCGCUGAUGGAUUGGAAAAUGAAGUCAACUACACAAUCUCUUAUCGAAUGGAUUCAACAAUUUAUUUACCGUAUCACAAUUAUAUCCCAUAUGUUGCUAGUCAUGGUCCAGAUACAAAAUACGUACUUCCUUCCCGUAAUUAUGCCACUGGUAAAUCUAAAAUGGUAGCAUGGUUUGUUGAUAUUUAUGGUGGGUGUGGUACAAUGACAUGUCCUAGAGAAGUCGAUGCUCAAUGUUUUUCUCUACUUAGAAAGCAUUAUAAAUUCUACUUGAGUUUUGAAAAUAGUUUAUGCCCUGAUUAUAUUACGGAAAAGAUUCACAGAAAUGCAUUAAUCAACAAUGUAAUUCCAGUUGUGAUGGGUGCCUCAUAUGAAGAGUACAAGCGUGUCACUCCUCCUCAUUCGUUUAUUCAUGUGGAUCAGUUUGAAUCCCCAGAAAAACUUGCCAACUAUUUGAAGUAUUUGGACAGAAACGAUACUGCAUACAAUGAGUACUUUGCAUGGCAUGAACAUGGGACCAUAGAUGCAUGGUCGCCUUUACCUCAAUGCGCUAUAUGCUUAUUAGCACAUACUGCUCAUAAACUGAAAACGUAUACAUUCCCAAACGUUUCGAAAUGGUGGAACGAUGCUUGUGUUGGUCGUAAAAUACGCUGGAAUCCUAUCCAUUAG
Messenger RNA from Schistosoma spindalis, 1185 nucleotides. The record is from the annotation of a GenBank genome assembly. NCBI's taxonomy places the organism in Eukaryota, Metazoa, Platyhelminthes, Trematoda, Strigeidida, Schistosomatidae.